Messenger RNA from Aspergillus pseudoviridinutans, 852 nucleotides. RefSeq names its product phosducin family protein. The record is from RefSeq and is a predicted model, not a curated record. Bases 1 to 852 code for a protein of 283 amino acids. Gene Ontology annotation, biological process: regulation of G protein-coupled receptor signaling pathway. The transcript is spliced from 3 exons. Lineage: Eukaryota; Fungi; Ascomycota; Eurotiomycetes; Eurotiales; Aspergillaceae.
AUGUCUGCUCAAGACGAGUUCAACAGCCUUGUUGCCAACAACCAGGAGAAGUUCUCCACUCAUCCUGAGGACCGAGAUAAAUCUGAUCGCGACUCCGAGCCUGCCUCUGACAACGACACCAACCACGACGACCAUACACACUUCUCAGACUCGGAAGAAUUUGACGGUACCGCCAUGAGUUCACGGACAACUACAUACMAGGUCCCCAGGACCAAGUUCGACGCCAACACUGGACCCAAGGGCGUCAUUGCUGAUGCCCAGGCCUUCGAACGUGCGCGCAAGCGCUCCUUCCGCAGAACCCUACUCAGUGCCACGGGAAUGGACUAUACGCAUCAUCGUUCCAACUUCAAGUCGGUGACUGAUGAUGUCAAUCUUCUGCAGAACUCCUCACCGCCGGAUGGCUCUGCCAGCGAGGACGAGGAGCAGUUCAUGCGCAAGUGGCGGGAGUCGCGCAUGCAUGAGCUGCAGAACCGGAACCUACGGCGUGCCAGUCCCCGGAGGAAAAUGUACGGGUCCGUCGAGACGGUGGAUGCGGGGGGUUAUCUGGAUGCUAUUGAGAAGGUCUCCUCGGAUACGGUGGUGGUGGUGUGUGUGUACGACCCGGAGUCCAACGUCAGCUCCCUCGUGGAAGACUGCCUGGAUACCAUUGCGCGCAGGCAACCAACUAUCCGCUUCAUCAAGCUGGACCAUGAGAUCGCCGAAAUGGACCACAUUGACGCCCCUGCUCUGCUGGCUUACAGAGCAGGUGACGUCUUCGCUACUAUCGUUGAGAUUUUAAAGCAGAUCCCGAAAGGCCGGAGCUGCAGUGCAGACAGUCUGGAAGACCUACUCAAAUCCUACCGGAUUCUGUAG